Molecule: messenger RNA, 1079 nt
Organism: Tachysurus fulvidraco (yellow catfish)
Lineage: Eukaryota; Metazoa; Chordata; Actinopteri; Siluriformes; Bagridae
Gene: tmem223
Product: transmembrane protein 223
Exons: 2
Coding region: 167-934 (255 amino acids)
Biological process (GO): nervous system development
Cellular component (GO): mitochondrion
Source: RefSeq, a predicted model, not a curated record
ACCAACGCGCUUUCCGUACUAAUGGGUGUGAACACAAUAUGGCGGCGUCCUGUUGUUCUGUUUUAGCCAUAUUUAACUAUCACUGUGUUUUGUAGAAAGUUAAAUGGCUUUUAGUGUACGACCUGUUGGAGUAUAAAAACACCAUUUACCUGGUUACCCGAGCAUUAUGGCGUAUCAGUGUGUAUUAUUUACAGCUCGGGCUUUCUUCAUUGCACCCCAUCGGGUGACCUGUAUACAGCAUUUACGCACUGUUCUGCCUCUGUCCAGACGGUCUGAUGGAAAUCCCACGGUCUGGAAACGUUUUAAACGCGUGUCACUGACAUGUCAAGAGCUACAUUAUGUACCGUUACUCCACAGUCAGCCAGUGCGCACUUCCCAUUCCGCCGUGGUGAGGGAUGUGGUGCUGUUCGACCAUGACAGGACGCGCUUCUUCAGGCUCCUGGCUCUGUUUUGUGGAGGUCAGGUCCUCUUUUGGACCUAUUUGGCCUAUUUUGCGUUCACGGGACUUCGAGACACGCGAAAGAGUAGCAAAGAGCCUCAAAGCGUCAGGACGGAUUUGGGGCUUUUUAGCUUUGACAUGAACCUUGGAUCAAAUACCUGGAGAUUUGGAUUCACACUUGGUUGUCUUAUUAUAGGAGGAGGAAUUGUUGGACUGGGCGUAUUGUUCAGCCGUCGCUCUGUCAGUCGUGUGGUUCUGCAUAAGGGAGGUGGAAAAGUGACUGUGUGUACUCAGUCGCCCCUAGGUGUGAGCAAAGCCUGGCAUCUAACUGUACCUUUGAAUCAAGUGGCUUGUCAUGCGCACAGGCAGGAAUCACCGUCCUUCAUCCCUCUCAAAGUAAAAAAUCACAGGUUCUACUUCCUUUUAGACAAGGAAGGGAACCUGAACAAUCCAAAGCUGUUUGAUGUCACUGUUGGGGCCUACAGACCCUUAUAGAUGUCAUGCUAUUGACAUGGUUAAAAAGCCUUUUUAUAAAAACAAAAAUGAAACAAGAUAAAUGUUUUACUGCUGAUAAGUGUGUUUCAUUUGAACUAUUGUACACAUAUGGCAAGUAAUAAAAGCUUUAAUAGCAAUAAAAAUA